Metarhizium album ARSEF 1941 is the source of this 1992-nucleotide messenger RNA. Its product is annotated as CCCH zinc finger and RRM domain-containing protein. Gene Ontology annotation, biological process: mRNA processing. Gene Ontology annotation, molecular function: metal ion binding; RNA binding. Gene Ontology annotation, cellular component: nucleus. The record is from RefSeq and is a predicted model, not a curated record. NCBI's taxonomy places the organism in Eukaryota, Fungi, Ascomycota, Sordariomycetes, Hypocreales, Clavicipitaceae. The transcript has 5 exons. Bases 1 to 1992 code for a protein of 663 amino acids.
AUGUUAUUCCCCGAGGCGGAUGCGCCGCUGCUCAAGGCGUGGAUUGUGAAGCGCAUCGAAAACACAUCGGAUGCCGACUCGGAUGUGCUUGCAGAGUACGUGAUUGCGCUGCUGAAGCACGACGGGGACAAGGAGAGCGUGAGGAAGCUGUGCGAGCAGGAGAUUCCAGACUUUCUGACAGAAGAACCUCAGGCUUUCCUGGACGAUGUCUUCCAAGCAAUCGCCUACAAGUCUUAUCUCCCGGGCGCACAACCCGCUCCGAAACUUGCCGAGCUUCAUGCCUCGUCACAGAAGAAAAGCCCUGAAUCGUCGCGUAAACGACGGUUCGACGAGUCUGGCCCCUCGGACGAUCGUGAACGGAACAGGUCUCCGGGUGGACGCGCAUUCAAACAGCUUCGAAAGGGGCGACGCGGCCGAGAGGAUAGAGCUGACAGAAACGCAAACGCAUAUGGCAUGAUGAUGAUUCCGCCAUUCAAUCCCAACAAUCCCAUGGAGGCUAUGAUGCAGAUGCAAGCUAUGGGGUUACCAUGGCCAGGGAUGCCGGGACAGCAAGGCUGGGGGGUUGGCGGCGGUGCUGUCGGGAGAGGCGCGCAGAGGAGGAAGGGGAGAGGGAGGUGUAGGGAUUUCGACACCAAGGGGUUUUGCGCGAGGGGGAAUACGUGUGUUUUUGAUCACGGUGACGGUCAUGACGAAGAGGAUGAAGAGUAUGACCCCGUCAACGUCGUCAUCCAGCCUCUGAACUUGGAGGCGCCCUCGCGCGGCCGCAAAACGAAGCGAGGAGGACGAAAGGGCGGUUCGCGGGCACCAUUCUCCGCCGAGGGGGCUGUAAACGAUCGCUCAAAGAGUACCAUCGUGAUCGAGAACAUCCCGGAGGAACACUUUAGCGAGGACAAGGUCAGGGAGUUCUUCUCUCAGUUUGGAAACAUUGUUGAAGUAUCAAUGCAACCGUACAAACAUCUAGCGAUUGUGAAGUACCACAAGUGGGCCGCAGCAAACGACGCAUACCGCUCGCCAAAAGUAAUUUUCGACAACCGAUUCGUCAAGGUCUUCUGGUACAAGGAUGAAGGGGACAAGCUGCCGGCUUCGGUUCCAAAUGGCUCCAGCCUCGCGCCCGGCUCAGGACCAGACGAAAUGGAUGCCGAGCCAGAACUUGACAUGGAAGAGUUCCAACGGAAACAAGAGGAAGCACAAAAGCAGCAUCGGGAACGGGAGGACAAGCGCAGCGAACUGGAAAAGAAACGGUUAGAUCUGGAAAAGCAGCAGCAAGAACUACUAGCAAAGCACCAGGCCGAGUCGGAACGGUUACGGGCCAAGUUGGCGGAGAAGAACAGCGGCCCCGACACACCUGGUGCCUCGGGGGCUGACAUGCUCAGGGCCAAGCUUGCCGCGCUGGAACAAGAAGCCAAGAUGCUCGGCAUCGAUCCCAACGCCGAAGCAGAGUCGAGCGAAUACCCGCCCCGAGGCGGACACGGGGGCCGCGGCUAUCGUGUGAGAGGAUUCGCACCGAGGGGCAGAGGCGCGAUGAGAGGAACAGCAGGGAGGCAUGCCGCUUAUGCCCAGUUUUCCAUCGACAACCGUCCCAAGAAGCUGGCCAUAACGGGUGUCGACUUCACACCGUCAGACAAGGACGAGCAACUCCGCCACUUCUUACUGAACAUGGGUGAGUUCGAAUCUGUCGACACAAGCCCCUCGGUCACACACGUAUCCUUCCGAGACCGCAAAACCGCCGAGAAGCUGUACCAUUUGCUCCACGGGAACGAACUGCCCGGCGUGCAAGGCAAGCUUGAACUGACGUGGGUGAACUCGCCGCUGCCGCCUGUCGCCCCGAAAAAGUCGGCGCACGAGGACAGCGGCAUCGUGACCCCGGGGGAUGCAAUGGCUGGUAUGGACGAUGCCAGGGAGGAGGGGAAGCCGCGCGACAAGGAGAGGGAUGCCGACGCCGCCGCGCCCGUGAAUAUGGACUACGAGGUGGGCGAUUACGGAUGGGAGUAG